Messenger RNA from Ochotona curzoniae (black-lipped pika), 3205 nucleotides. RefSeq names its product HemK methyltransferase family member 1 (gene HEMK1). Gene Ontology annotation, biological process: protein methylation. The record is from RefSeq and is a predicted model, not a curated record. The coding region runs from base 1317 to 2339 and encodes 340 amino acids. Gene Ontology annotation, molecular function: protein methyltransferase activity; nucleic acid binding. Gene Ontology annotation, cellular component: mitochondrion. The transcript is spliced from 10 exons. Lineage: Eukaryota; Metazoa; Chordata; Mammalia; Lagomorpha; Ochotonidae.
CCGUGUUUUUUUGUUGUUGUUUUUGCUGUUAUCUGCUUGCCCCCCCCCCACACCUCUUUCCGGCUUGUGCGUCUGCGGGGUGUGGUGGGCGUGGAGUCCACCGCCUGCCUAUUCUGCGUUUGGAACAUCCGUGGUGGAACUCAGCAGCAGCGUUAGGAACCCUGGAGCGGGGCAAACGGCGUCCACCCGAGCCGAUUCUCGGUUGCGCCGGUCCGGAAGCGGGGUUUCUGAGGAGGGCGUGGGUUAUGCACGUCUGAGAGCCUGUCUCAGGGCGGGUCGGGACAAUUCCUCUGUGAUUUGCGUUAGCGUAGGGGAUUCGGGUAGAGGGGCUCCUGUGUAAACCCCGGGAGGCCUGACGGACCCGGUUCCUCACAGAGCAGAAGGGAAACGCUCGGAGAACGGGGCGACCUCACCUCCGCCUUCGGCGGCGCCGCACGCCCUGAGGAGACCGCCCGUAGCUGCGGAUCCUGAUUCCUCCUGAGGCAGGGGGUACCGCGCCGCCUCUGGAGUCAGGUGCUGCCCUGGAUUCCUGUCCUGCCUAGGGAACAUUUCUAGCGGGUUGUGCACGGGCGAGACUCUUCCCUUCUUGGAGCCUGUGGCUUCUGAGGAGUGGCCUGUGGCUGGUUUGGACCUUAGUCUCGCUGGAAGGAAAAGGGACCACCGGGUUUCGCCUUCAGUUAAACUUGUGACUCUUAGAUGAUAACGUUGUUCAUUUGUGUAGCUGACUGUGAGUGCUGAUGCUAUGUUAAAUGAAAGGGAAAAUUCCAACAAACAGUGGCAGCUCAUGCACAUGUCAGGACCAAAGUUACCCAGAAAUGAGUCUCCCGUCUUUUGUAGUUAGUAAUAGCCUCUGAGUCCCUCUGUGUGAUUAUCCUGGGCUACGUAAAGAACUUAGCCAAGGUCAAGGUCAAAUGCAGAGCAAAUGCAAACCCAUGACAUGACCUGCCAGCAGCUUGUUUAUUAGCAGAGAUUGAACUACAGGUUCAGUCCUCCUCAGUUAAAAAUUUGGAGAAAACCUAACUGGCUAAGAUCAGAAGAAUUUACUACUUGGGUGAGGGUCUAAAAGGGCCUUCCUUAAAAGGGUCAAGAGGUGGCAGAAGCAAGCGUGGGAUCCAGCUGCUCUGCUGGUUCUCCCCUUCACCCCUCCAGGGGGCAGCCACAUCUGAGGAACAGAGCUGCUGUAGGGGAGCCUAAGACCUCUGUGUCUCUACCCAGCUGGGGCCAGGGACCACCACUCUCCCUACCUACAUCAGCAGCUGAGAUCACCAAGGGCCUUUGAGAACCUGGGGUCACUCAGGAAAGCUCUUCUCUGCGACAUGAAGCUUUGGGGCCGAGUGCUGAGGCCCCUUCUGUCCUGCCCAGAAAGGAUCAGGCGUGCUCAGGGCUGGACUUCAUCCAGCUCAGGGCAGCCCCAUGCGCCGUUGGCUGGGCUAUGGAGUGCCACAGGGCUGGUCAGCCACUGGACAGAGGUCUUUAAGAAGAGAGGCAUCCCUGAAGCCCGGGAAUCCAGCGAGUACAUCGUGGCUCAUGUCCUUGGAGCCAAAACAUUUCAGAGCCUGAAGCCGGUGCUUAGGACCCAGCCUCUGACCCCUUGGCAACUACGGCGUGUUCAGGAGCUGUGCAGCCACCGACUGCAGAGGAUGCCCGUGCAGUACAUCCUUGGCGAGUGGGAUUUUCGGGGACUCAAUCUGAAAAUGAUGCCCCCAGUGUUCAUUCCUCGUCCGGAGACAGAGGAACUGGUUGAGUGGGUACUGGAGGAAGUGGCCCAGAGUCCAUGUGUGGCAAGAGCCCAGGGUGGCCCCCUCAUUCUGGAAGUGGGCUGUGGAUCCGGAGCCAUUGCCCUCAGCCUACUGAGCCUACUGCCAGAGGGUCAAGUCAUUGCUGUGGAUCAGGGAGAGGCUGCCAUCUGUCUGACCCACGAGAAUGCUCAGAGGCUUCAGUUGCAGGACAGGAUUCGGAUCGUCUGCCUUGAUGUGACCUUAGAGGGGAACUGGACACACCUUCUACCCUGGGGCCCUGUGGACCUCAUCGUCAGCAACCCUCCCUACGUCUUCCACCAGGACAUGGAACAGCUGGCCCCAGAGAUUCGCAGCUAUGAAGAUGCGGCAGCCCUAGACGGUGGGGAGGAGGGUAUGGACGUCAUCACGCAUAUCCUGUCUCUGGCACCCUGGCUCCUGAAGGACUCUGGAAGCAUCUUCUUGGAAGUGGACCCAAGGCAUCCAGAGCUUGUCAACAGCUGGCUUCAGAACCGACCUGGCCUGUCCCUCAGUCUCAUGGCUGUGCGCAAGGACUACUGUGGGAGGUCCCGGUUCCUGCAUAUCCAGAGAUCUGGGCCAUAGCGUGGUUGCCCUGUGAUGCUUGGUCACGGUCCCAGCCUGCCCUAGUGCAUUGCUGGCUCUUACUGGAAUGCUGCUCAGGAAGGAGGGUCGCUUGCCAGGACCCAGAGUGUUUGGGACAUUUCCCAUGGUUCUGGGAGUCCCAUGCUCAACAUUGCUGUAAGGCCUUGGAUAGAAACAAGGUUGGAAUGUUCUUGCUGGGACAGCCAAGAGCAGGCACAGCUCCUGUUUAGCUUGGGAGCUCAACAGACCUGACCUCCUGGUCUGGCUCCCUGUAUGUUAGUGUGUCUGAAUGCAGAUUCUUAGCAACUGUUCAUGGUUUUGCUGUGGGGGAAUUGAGCAAUAUGGCCAUAAAGUAUAGAGACUGACAAAUGGUGAUCCAGUCUUUGGUAUUGAUUGUGGUUCCCUGCCCCUUGCCCCCAGGUAGUGCUGGGAGUGAGAGCUUCCUUCUGCCCCAGCAAGGUGGCUAUGCAUACGCUGCCUGGUGAAGAAGGUGGGGUGCAGUAUGGAAAAAGGCACAGAAGAGCUCACUCUGGGCCUACGAACAUGAUAAGCCUGGCACUGGGCAGCCCACUUUCACAGGCUGAGUCUACCCCCCCCCCCAGUGAGUGCCUUCCCCUGAUUUGUCCCACUGGUAAUAUUAGUAGCUAGAAUCUGGAUGUGUAACACACACGGACCCAGGAUCUCUAACUGGGAAUUUGGGUGUCUCAACUGCUGUGUCAAGCAUCUGUUCCUGUUCACUUUAUAAUCUUGCAGCUUUAGUUCCAACAUCCUUUCCCAAUUUAAUUUUGAGGCUUCAGAUUGCCUACCUGCCCCUGGUUGAGGUUGAGGGCAGUAAGAAGCCAAGACAGCAUCUAAAACUGGCACCC